UCACUUCACGUCCCUGACGUCAUACCUAAUAAUACCCUGUGAUAACAGAAAGACAGAGAUAGCACUAAGGAGAGGAUAUAAAGGGACACACAAGAGUGCGACAAGUAAACAGCCAGCUUGCUGCUAAUCAGGAUCGAACGGUUCCACGACAUGUCUCAGCCAGGAGAGGUGAAGAAGAAGAAGCGUCCACCUGUGAAGGAGGAGGACCUGAAAGGGGCCCGAAGUAAGCUGGGCCUAAAGGGUGAGGCGAAGAGUAAAACCUACGAAGUCAUGGUGGAGUGUGAACGUAUGGGCAAGACGGCUCCGUCCGUGUUUAGUGGAUUGCGUACAGGAACAGAGACGGCACUAGACAAACCCAAAGCUCCAUCAGGAAGCGUCUUCGGCAAGUGAUGAGAUCAAAGAAACGAUCUGCAUUAAAGGGAACCACGGCUGGAAGUCCACUGUGGGCCAGAACUUUAAGAACCAUUUGCAAUAAAAAAGGCUGGUUUAUAGUUAUUGAUUGACUUAACUGGAAUUUGAAAUUACAGAAAUCUUAUUUCUAAAUGUUGAAUGACUUUUUGUAUCAUUUGUAUGUUUUCUAGACAAAUACAAAGGUGUUUGCUUCAUUCUUUUGUUCUCAUUUGAAGUCUAAAUAUUUUAUACAUUAAAAAAAUUGCAAUGAAAAUGUUC
Molecule: messenger RNA, 669 nt
Organism: Tachysurus fulvidraco (yellow catfish)
Lineage: Eukaryota; Metazoa; Chordata; Actinopteri; Siluriformes; Bagridae
Gene: mustn1b
Product: musculoskeletal, embryonic nuclear protein 1b
Exons: 3
Coding region: 151-390 (79 amino acids)
Biological process (GO): chondrocyte proliferation; tissue regeneration; chondrocyte differentiation
Cellular component (GO): nucleus
Source: RefSeq, a predicted model, not a curated record